GACAAAUGCCCAUAUCUUCUUCCAUUGGUUAUGUUUGUUCCCACAACUCUCCUUUUUUUGUAACACUAGGUCGGCUUCUAUUAUAUUCAUGUCUUCCACUUUAUAAUUUUUUUAUGUUUUCAAGUAUUAUAUAAGUCCCUAACCACAUAAACUUCUCUUACUACUUCCUCCAAUUUCAACUCUUCUAAAAAGAAAAGAAAAAAGAGUAAGAAAAAAAAAAAAAGAAGAUGAUGAAGUUGAAAUCAAAGAGGUUUUGUAGAAGCCUAUCAAAGCUUGGAAACAUUGGAAAUAAAGUAGUAGCACCAUCUCCAAUUGAAGUUGAAAAGGAGUGUAGUGAAAUCAAAUGGGAACUUAGGCCUGGUGGUAUGCUUGUGCAAAAAAGAGAGAGCAAUAAAAGUGAUGAAGAAAUGAUCACAAUUAGAGUUUCAACAAUGUCAAAGUGGCAUGAUAUUUCCAUUGAAGCCACUUCAACUUUUGGAGAUUUGAAGUUGGCUUUGUCAUUGGUAACAAGUUUGGAGCCAAAAGAACAAAGGCUUAUCUACAAAGGUAAAGAGAGGGAUGACAAUGAAUUUCUUCACAUGAUUGGUGUUAGGGACAAAGAUAAGGUUCUUCUUCUUGAAGAUCCAGCUAUUAAGGAAAUGAAGCUAUUUGGUUUGGCAAGAGGAGAGUCUAUAAACAAUCCUUGUUGCACAAUUAGUGUGUAAUAUAACUCAUCUGAUUUUGGUUGCACCAUCGUUUAUGUAACAAAUGUGUGAUCGUUCUAACCGUAGUGAAUUCAAAUUUAAGAUAUAUUGAAAUUAAUUUCUAAAACUCAUAAUUAAUUAGUACUACUAACAAGAAAAAGAAAAAAGUGAAGUUAACUUUAAUGAAUUGGAAUGUAAUGAUUGGUCCUUCUUCACUUUUUUUAAUUUCUUAGUAUAGAGGAACAUAAUAAUGUACUCAUCUUGUUGUUGGACCUUUGUUUGAAUUGAAAAUGUAUAAGCGGAUGUAAUGCCAUGUUAUGUGUUCUAAUCUAUAUUAAUUGUCUUGCUGCUUCCUUU
This is a messenger RNA of Vicia villosa (hairy vetch), 1040 nucleotides long. RefSeq names its product BAG family molecular chaperone regulator 2-like. The coding region runs from base 228 to 704 and encodes 158 amino acids. Gene Ontology annotation, molecular function: protein binding. The record is from RefSeq and is a predicted model, not a curated record. NCBI's taxonomy places the organism in Eukaryota, Viridiplantae, Streptophyta, Magnoliopsida, Fabales, Fabaceae. The transcript is spliced from 2 exons.